Messenger RNA from Solea solea (common sole), 1383 nucleotides. It is a transcript of the gene rnaseh1, whose product is annotated as ribonuclease H1. The record is from RefSeq and is a predicted model, not a curated record. Gene Ontology annotation, molecular function: magnesium ion binding; nucleic acid binding; RNA-DNA hybrid ribonuclease activity. Gene Ontology annotation, biological process: DNA replication, removal of RNA primer. The transcript has 8 exons. The coding region runs from base 350 to 1291 and encodes 313 amino acids. Lineage: Eukaryota; Metazoa; Chordata; Actinopteri; Pleuronectiformes; Soleidae.
AGAGUUGACAGACGUAGCUGAACGUGUGAAGUUGUUGUCAGUGCUACACUUUCCUCUUUCUUCGCCCGUCUUCUGGUUCCAAAACGGCUCUUCAUUACGCGUUUAUGAGGGUAAAAGUUUAAUUAUGUUGACGUCAUGUUAGUGAAUAAUAUCGUUCUUAUGUUACUUAUGUGAUUUAUGCGAUGCAAACAAAUUAGCUCGUCUGAAGUAGCUAGUUUUUGGCCGUAUUUUCUGUCAUUAUUUCACUCGUUUUCGUUGUAAAUCACGCACUGAAUUUAAUCUUAAUUAACCGGAGUUGGCACCAGGAUGUCAGCCACCUGCGUGCCUCGCGUUGUGCCGGCAGACAGUGAUGUUUAGGCUGCCUGGUCUUUUCAGAGGAGCACUCAGGAGCGUCUGCAGCGCCGCCGACGACAUGGCGAAGGGCAAGUUUUUCUACGCAGUGAGAAACGGCUUCAAACCCGGAGUCUACAAAUCAUGGGAUGAAUGUAAAGCACAGGUGGAGAAAUUUCCCUCUGCAUCUUUUAAAAAGUUUGCGGCAGAGAAAGAAGCCUGGGCUUUUGUCAGAGGAGCUGAAAUAUCUGCUCCUCCACCGGUGAAUAAAGGAGCUCAGAGUUUAGAUUCGGCCAUCACUCUUCCUAAAAGAGGCCCUGAACCUCUGGAGUACAUCCCUCUCGGUAAGAAGAGAUCCCACUCGGACCAGGAGGACGGGGUUUUACCGCCCAAACGAACCAAACCGUCGGAAAGCUCGUGUUCAGGAAGCAGCGGCGACGGAUUCACAUACAUGGGUGACGCGGUGGUGGUUUACACUGACGGCGGCUGCACAGGCAACGGGAAACAAGGAGCCCGAGCAGGCAUCGGCGUUUACUGGGGCCCCAACCACCCACUAAACACAGCUGAGCGUCUGCUGGGAAGACAAACCAACCAGCGAGCAGAGAUACAGGCAGCCUGCAAAGCUCUGCAGCAGGCCAAAGAGAAGAACAUCAAGAAGCUGCUUAUUUACACCGACAGCAUGUUUACCAUCAACGGUAUCACCAAGUGGGUGAAGGACUGGAAGCUGAACGGGUGGAGACUGAAGUCCGGAGGUAAAAUCGUCAACAAGGACGAUUUUGUGGCGCUGGACAGACUGAACGCUGAGCUGGAGGUCGUCUGGAUGUACAUUCCAGGUCACGCCGGCUACACGGGCAAUGAGGAGGCCGACCGCCUCUCCAGAGAAGGAGCAGCCAAACCUCAUCUGCAGCACGACCGCGACGAAGACGAUGACGACGAUGAUGAUGAUGAUGGUUUCUGUUAAAAAAAAAACAAAAAAAAAAACAGACGAGGCGAUCGUCUCCACUUUGAAUGCCUCAAACUUUUCUGUUUCUGCACUUUAAAAAAAAAACAAAA